AGAAGCGCGACGACUAAGUUCGAUUUUGUGGGGAGUGUUAGGAAAUCCAAAGUGUGUAUACUAAAAUAUAUGCUAUCCAACACGUUUCCCCCGCAAAAGAGAACGAAGAGUGAAUUUACCAUUUGUAGCACGCAGGCGCUUCUACACAAUACAAAAUACAUAUAUUUAUAUAUCGGUGUGUCUCAGCUAAAAAGAGAGUUUUCAGCCAUUGGAAAAUAUCUCUUGGUUUUUCUCAUCAAUUUGACGUUUUCCACUGGUAUUAUCACACACACCAUCAACGAAAAACUAUCAAAAUGGGAAAUGAAAGCUCCCUGCCCAUGGAACUGUGUUCGAACUUCGACGCGGAUGAAAUUAGGAGGCUGGGUAAACGUUUCAGAAAAUUAGAUUUGGAUAACAGUGGCGCCCUGAGUAUCGAUGAAUUUAUGUCCCUACCGGAGCUCCAACAAAAUCCAUUAGUCCAGCGAGUGAUAGACAUAUUUGACGCGGAUGGCAAUGGCGAGGUAGACUUCAAGGAAUUCAUUCAAGGAGUAUCACAAUUCAGUGUCAAGUCUUCUGCCCAGGGCGACAAGGAGAGCAAAUUAAGAUUCGCUUUUAGAAUUUAUGAUAUGGAUAACGACGGUUUUAUAAGCAACGGCGAACUCUUUCAAGUACUCAAAAUGAUGGUAGGGAACAAUCUUAAGGAUACUCAAUUGCAGCAAAUUGUUGAUAAGACCAUAUUAUUCGCCGACAAAGAUGAGGAUGGUCAAAUAAGCUUUGAAGAAUUUUGUUCUGUGGUCGGCAACACGGAUAUUCACAAGAAGAUGGUAGUCGACGUGUAAUUAAUCAAAUUCUUUAAGCAUGUAAAAAAAAGCGUGAGAGAGAAAAAAACAGCAAAUGCGCCGUUCAACGACGUCCGAGCGGUAAUUUAAACUUCGACUUCAUAAACACAUUACUAGAAGAUAAGAAAUGCUAUAGAUUCACUGAAUAGUUUUAAGAAAAACGAAGAUCUGUUUAGGUAAAAAAUUUCUCAAGAUCUUGGAAUCGAAUAAGCAAGAACGGAACAAAAGAAAUUAAGAAAAAAGGAUUUUAAUCGAUGUUUGUGGUCGCCACUUUCGUUACAACUACAGCACAAAAAUUUUUCUCUGAUCGUCUUAUUCUUCGUAGCGUGUGCGCAGUUUCGCUGAAUACUGCCCCUUUCCUAACAACAAAAAGAGAAGAAAAACAGCAAACAAGUGGUUUCUCCAUGUUUCUCCUUUCCACAUCUCUCUUUAUAUAAACCCUGUUGCUUAUUUAUUAUUUAUUCCACGUGAGAAUAUUCGGGAUGAUACUGAACUAGGUACUGUUCAUAUUAUUAUUAUUAUUAUUAUUAUUUCUUUUUUAUAGUUUAUAAUUCGUUAUUACAUUUUUUUUCAUGCAACAACAUGUAAAACAACAGGACUGAAGAGCAAAUGCCUGUAAAAGAUUUUCUUUCUCUUCCCUUCGAUGAGAUUUAGUUGGAUAAUUAUUGUUUUUUGAUCAUCUCAUUCGAUUAUCGAGAAUAUAAUGCUCGUUAGAAAUAAACAGAAGAUAAAGGCGAAACGCAAUGAAAGAUGUGAGUAUCGGUUCGAGGCGUUGAACAAAGUGAAUCGAGCGUAGUCUGCAAUGUUCACCACGUGCAAUUUCCAAUUACAUUCGUCAUUUAUAAUAAACGUUUGCCGUAUUUUUCGCAUCGCUUGAAACUUUGUAUUUUUCCGAUUUUAAAUGAUCAAUAUUUUGGCUGCAAAAUUCGAGUAAUUGAAUCCCUUCUUAGUGAAUAAUGUAUACCGAAGAAUUUAUUCCGUUCCGUACUUUAACGGGAGCGUUAACUUUUCCAUACAUUUUUUUUCUUCGAUGAUCGAGAUAUCAUUGUAAAUGAUUCCGUGAAUGUGUGUGCGUGUGAGAGUGUAAUUCCCUUAUUUUUCUCGUUCUUUCGAAACGUCACGCUAAUUCAGCAUCGUCAGAUGUCAUUGCGCAUACGAAAGUGAUAUUGAUAUUUCACGACUAAAAUUCAAACAAUAGGGAAAUUCAAUAAAACCCAAAAAAAAAUCAACAAAUUCCCCUCCCCCAAAAAAAAAAAAAAAAAGAACAAGAAAUUGCGUGCUAGAAUUGCAGAGUAUUUUAAUUAAGCCACAAAUAUCCGAGCUCCGUUUUUUUAAAUAAUUAAAAAAUUUGAGACCCUUGGAUAUUGUGCUGGCAAACAAUAUAAAAAUAUACAUUUUAACGACCGAGAUUCGGAUCCACCCUUCACAUUAUCGAAAAGCAAAAGACUGAAAUAUUAAACGAGACCUCUGCAACUUU
Messenger RNA from Venturia canescens, 2295 nucleotides. RefSeq names its product calcineurin subunit B type 2. Gene Ontology annotation, biological process: calcineurin-mediated signaling; protein dephosphorylation. Lineage: Eukaryota; Metazoa; Arthropoda; Insecta; Hymenoptera; Ichneumonidae. The transcript has 5 exons. Gene Ontology annotation, molecular function: phosphatase binding; calcium ion binding; calcium-dependent protein serine/threonine phosphatase regulator activity. The record is from RefSeq and is a predicted model, not a curated record. Gene Ontology annotation, cellular component: calcineurin complex. Bases 294 to 818 code for a protein of 174 amino acids.